Messenger RNA from Perkinsus marinus ATCC 50983, 906 nucleotides. RefSeq lists its product as hypothetical. The coding region runs from base 62 to 766 and encodes 234 amino acids. The record is from RefSeq and is a predicted model, not a curated record. Lineage: Eukaryota; Perkinsozoa; Perkinsida; Perkinsidae. The transcript has 4 exons.
GAGUUCCCAGCCUCCCCUCACGCCACUGCAAGCCUUCUCCCUGGCCUCUACCCCGAUCAUUAUGACGCCUCAACAGGAUUAUCGCACCCAGGGCCCAUCGACUAUGGUACCCAGGACCCCACCCGUCAUGUGGGCCGGCCCACCUGGCACGCCACAACAAGCUGAACGGACGCCAAUGAUCCCGAUGAGAGGGACAAUAGGAGCGCCGAGGCCUCUAACCCCACAGGACAACUACCGAGACGAGUCGCUCUUGCUUACGCCCCAGUCGCUGAGUCGAUAUCGGCAGACUCUGCCUGUUCGGACCCUCAGCACUGCAGAGACUCUUGCCAAAGCGCAGCCACUACAGUUCACAAGUCCGACGAUAGUGUCCCAGAGCCCUCCGAGACCAGCCACGAGUUCGAUGGCUAGGAGUCAUUCAGUGAACGCUCUCCCGGCAAGGAAGGCAUCAUCGACUGUGUCCAGCAAUACCCCGGUGUAUACUAUGAAGGCCCCGACGGGUUCAUCGCCGCAGGUUUACUAUGAAACCCAACCGCGGGCAGCAGCAUCCCAACACUAUGUCUACGACCCGCGCAUGGUCCCGAGUAAUGGUCAAGAGAACUACAAGACCUAUUCUGCUGCUGGCCCUCCUUAUAUCGCUCAACCGAGCCCUACCCAGCUGGUCCACACUUACGCCCCCAAUGGGGGCUAUUACCCUGCUGGUACAGGCUACACCACUGUAUCGCGCGGCGGUCAGCCAGCUCCCAAGCCGCAUGAGCGUGCUGACUAAGCAGCAACCACCGUCCCGCCAGCUAAUGCAGCCUUUGAUACUCUAGCAAUGAUGAUGAUGAUGAUGAUCUUGUAGAGUAGAAUUAAUAUCCUCUCAUGACUAAAGCUGUUGACCCUCUCGCUAGGAUGGGCCGUUAACGG